AUGUAUCAACGCGCACUCCUUUUCUCCGCCCUGGCGGCGGCAGCCCGUGCCCAGCAAGCUGGCACACUGACACCCGAGACCCAUCCCUCUUUGACCUGGCAAAAGUGCACUGCUGAGGGCAGUUGCGCUGACCAGAAGGGCUCUGUUGUCAUCGACUCCAACUGGCGUUGGCUUCACUCCGUCGACGGUUCUACCAACUGCUACACUGGAAACGAGUGGGAUGCGACUCUCUGCCCCGAUGACAAGACUUGCGCCGAAAACUGUGCCCUCGACGGUGCUGACUACGCCGGCACCUACGGUGCGACCACCAGUGGCAAUGCCCUCACUUUGACCUUCGUCACUGGUGCCAACGUUGGCUCUCGUCUGUUCCUGAUGGAGGACGAAAGUACCUACCAGAUGUUCAAGCUGAAGAACCAGGAGUUCACCUUCGAUGUGGAUACUUCUGAGCUGCCCUGCGGACUCAAUGGAGCUCUGUACUUUGUCUCCAUGGAUGCCGACGGUGGCUUGGCUAGAUUCGAGGGCAACAAGGCAGGUGCCAAGUACGGAACUGGCUACUGUGAUUCUCAGUGCCCUCGUGAUCUGAAGUUCAUCAACGGCCAGGCCAACGUGGAGGGAUGGAAGCCUUCCGAGAAUGACAAGAACGCUGGUGUUGGUGGCCACGGAGCUUGCUGCCCUGAGAUGGAUAUCUGGGAAGCCAACAGCAUCUCCACUGCUUUCACUCCUCACCCUUGCGACAGCCCCGAACAGACCAUGUGCGAGGGCGACGAAUGUGGUGGAACUUACUCCGCCACCCGCUACGCCGGAACCUGCGAUCCCGAUGGAUGCGACUUCAACUCCUACCGCAUGGGCAACGAGAGCUUCUACGGCCCCGGCAUGACCGUCGACUCCAAGUCCAAGAUGACCGUUGUCACCCAGUUCAUCACCAGCGACGGCACCGACUCCGGCGCCCUCAGCGAGAUCAAGCGUAUCUACGUGCAGGACGGAAAGGUCAUCGCCAACUCCGCCUCGGAUGUCAGCGGCGCCACCGGAAACUCGAUCACACCGGAAUUCUGCACAGCCCAGAAGAAGGCCUUCGGUGAUGAGGAUAUCUUCGCUCAGCACGGUGGUCUGUCCGGCAUGGGUGACGGUCUGGACCAGGGAAUGGUUCUCGUCAUGAGCUUGUGGGAUGACCACUACGCUAACAUGCUCUGGUUGGACGGCGAGGCCUACCCCACUGAUGCUUCUCCCUCUGACCCUGGUGUUGCUCGCGGCACAUGCGCCACCACCUCCGGCGACCCAGCCACCGUCGAGCAGGAGCACGGCUCGGCCACGGUGACCUACUCCAACAUCAAGGUCGGCCCCAUUGGCUCCACUUUCGCUUCUUCCUAA
This is a messenger RNA of Penicillium mononematosum, 1368 nucleotides long. RefSeq names its product glycoside hydrolase family 7 protein. NCBI's taxonomy places the organism in Eukaryota, Fungi, Ascomycota, Eurotiomycetes, Eurotiales, Aspergillaceae. The transcript is spliced from 3 exons. Gene Ontology annotation, biological process: carbohydrate metabolic process. The record is from RefSeq and is a predicted model, not a curated record. Gene Ontology annotation, molecular function: hydrolase activity, hydrolyzing O-glycosyl compounds. Bases 1 to 1368 code for a protein of 455 amino acids.